This is a messenger RNA of Coprinopsis cinerea okayama7#130, 1527 nucleotides long. RefSeq lists its product as hypothetical. The coding region runs from base 71 to 1207 and encodes 378 amino acids. The record is from RefSeq and is a predicted model, not a curated record. The transcript has 2 exons. Lineage: Eukaryota; Fungi; Basidiomycota; Agaricomycetes; Agaricales; Psathyrellaceae.
CCACCGCCGACAUCCCAUCCCCUCCCACAUCAUCUUUUUUUCCAAUUCCUAACCAUUUCAGGAUUCAAGGAUGGCAUUCUUCGCUUCCCCAGCAUCCACUCCGUCGGUGAACGGUGGUUUAAAAGGAUACUCGGAUUUCUUUGCCUCUGGAUUCCGUGCAGUCUCUAGCGGCUACAGCGUCCCCGUCGUGCAACAGCGUCGUUCUCGACGGCCUACCUCCCUCAUCGCGACGCCCACGACUUCGUUCACUUCAGAGUCGGACUCGUCAAUCUCUGUCGUCGUCAACCUGAACCUCCCCGCAGACUCCCACAACUCCUCACCGCCACGACCAACUAGACGCCGACCCCUGUCAAUGUUCGCCACCAUGCCUACUAGGACCACUAGCCCUGCCUCGGCUGUGCCACCAUCUCACAAGCGAAGUACAUCAAGCGCUUCCGGUCGACGAAUCUUCGCAUCGUUAUCGAGCCGUUUCUUGGACCGGAUAUCCUUCACCAGCAGCAGCAAUGCAGUCCCUUCGGCUUCGACAUCAUCAUCUUCCGCUCCCGUACUCAAAACAAAACGCAGAUUCUCCAUCACGAGAACCUUGUCCGCUUCACGCUCCCCACCGAAAGAUGCUCAGUGGAUCUCUGCUGGGAGUUCUUCUCUAACUCCUUCUGCGCCUAAUGGAGGCCCUGAUACAACUGCAAGGUCACGGAUACCCGCAUCCCUGGACCCCUUUGAUUCUUCUCCAGAUUCAAAGUCAUGGUUCAUCGAUCUCUCGGACAGCAAUAGCUCACCGCGCCAUACUCCCAAACGCGACUCGUUCCUAUCAAUGUCGACCACAACGACCGGCACCUCGAACAACUCCAACUCCACUUCCAACUCCUCCUCCGCGCGCUCGCUGGUGCAUCUCAUCACAGCCAUGCCAACACUCCCUCCACGUUCUCAGAGAUCAUCUCUCCAGGUGAGCACUGGCAACAACGGCACCGGCGCCAACACUGCGCGCCGUGACGUCGGAGGGGUGCACAUACAGGAGAAAUCUGAUUUCUGGAUCUUGGAAGAAGAGGAGCUCGAGCCUGCUGGCGGCCUUGUCCUUCCCUAUCCCCACCCUCGAUCAUCUUCGUUUGUGGACGACGAGGUGUUCGACGAUUACGAGACGAGGGACGAUGCCGCUUGCAUUGAUUGGAGGCAGUUCCAUAAUGACCUCCUUAACGUGGUCGAUGCUUGAUUGUAUCACCACAUCCUACGACUUUUACACCAGGCGCUCAUGUCGCCUGACGCUUUACCCUUGCGCCGCUCAUCGGGUAUUCUUCAAGAUCGUACUUAUGCCUUAUGUUUUUUGUUAUGUAUCCCCAUCCAUCCUCCGCUAUCUAAGGACAACUUCCACUAUCUAUACACGACAUAUCUAAUCAUUCCCCUUCUAGUCGUCGAGUUUAUAUGGAUGGACUCUCUGUUGUAUUACUAGAUCUUACUACUCCUUUAGUACCUGUUCACGUUGUAUACUACUUAGAUCCCCAGUGUUGAACACGCAUAUUCUUCGCUUCUUCA